AGCCACAGGCCGGUGCGGGAUGCGCCCCGCAGCCGCGCCGCGUGCGCCCGGCAGAGGCGGCCCUGCGUGCCGUACGCUGCGUCCGGGGCGCGCCCGCCGCUAUUCGGGAAGCUAUUCAGCUUCCCGGGCUCAUUAGCAGUCGCGGUGUGCGGCUCGGCGCGGGCUCACAAAGAGCUCGGCCUCGCGGACGGAGCCGGCGGCGGCGGGGCGGGGACGGCGGCGUACCGGGGCAGCCCAGCGCCCGGGCCAGUCUCCUGAAUAUUUACGCAUUGCCGAAUCUCCUGUGGACAAACCACCAACAGGCCAGGACUGUCCCGUGGACAGACGGGGUGAGCCUCUUCCUGUGUCUGGAGAUUCUGAAAAGAUUUGAUCACCAGGCAGGAGAUUUUUCGGGACAUUACCAGACCACUCAUUUUCGUGGCUGCCUCUGGGUGAUGAUGGCCGCAUGAGCACCCGCCAUGGCCCACCGGAAGCGUGAGAACGCAGGGAGCGGCAUGUUGGACCAUAGGGUGAGACCGGGUCCUGUCCCCCACAGCCAGGAGCCCGAGAGUGAGGACAUGGAGCUGCCCUUGGAGGGCUAUGUGCCCGAGGGCCUGGAGCUGGCUGCCCUGCGGCCAGAGAGCCCCACGCCCGAGGAACAGGAGUGCCACAACCAUAGCCCCGAUGGGGACUCCAGUUCCGACUAUGUGAACAACACCUCCGAGGAGGAGGACUAUGACGAGGGCCUCCCUGAGGAGGAGGAGGGCAUCACCUACUACAUCCGCUACUGCCCCGAGGACGACAGCUACCUGGAGGGCAUGGACUGCAAUGGGGAGGAGUACCUGGCUCACGGCGCGCACCCCGUGGACACUGACGAGUGCCAGGAGGCGGUGGAGGAGUGGACGGACUCCGCGGGCCCACACCCCCAUGGCCACGAGGCUGAAGGCAGCCAGGACUACCCGGAUGGCCAACUGCCCAUCCCGGAGGAUGAGCCCUCUGUCCUUGAGGCCCACGACCAGGAAGAAGACGGUCACUACUGUCCCAGCAAAGAGGGCUACCAGGACUACUACCCCGAGGAGGCCAAUGGGAACACGGGCGCCUCCCCCUACCGCCUGAGGCGCGGGGAUGGGGACUUGGAGGACCAGGAGGAGGACAUCGACCAGAUAGUGGCAGAGAUCAAGAUGAGCCUGAGCAUGACCAGCAUCACCAGCGCCAGUGAGGCCAGCCCCGAGCAUGGACCUGAGCUGGGGCCUGGGGACUCUGCAGAGGCCUGCCCACCCAUCAAGGCCAGCUGCAGCCCCAGCAGGCACGAGGCGAGGCCCAAGUCACUGAACCUCCCUCCCGAGGCCAAGCACCCCGGAGACCCCCAGAGAGGCUUCAAGCCCAAGACCAGGACCCCAGAAGAGAGGCCAAAGUGGCUCCCAGAGCAGGUUUGCAAUGGUCUGGAGCAGCCAAGGAAGCAGCAGCGCUCUGAUCUCAAUGGACCUGUUGACAAUAACAACAUUCCAGAGACAAAGAAGGUGGCAUCAUUUCCAAGUUUUGUGGCUGUUCCAGGGCCCUGUGAACCAGAAGACCUCAUCGAUGGGAUCAUCUUUGCUGCCAAUUACCUGGGGUCCACCCAGCUGCUGUCAGAACGGAACCCUUCCAAAAACAUCAGAAUGAUGCAAGCGCAGGAGGCCGUCAGCCGGGUCAAGAGGAUGCAGAAGGCUGCUAAGAUCAAGAAAAAAGCGAAUUCUGAGGGGGAUGCCCAGACACUGACGGAAGUGGACCUCUUCAUUUCCACCCAGAGGAUCAAGGUUUUAAAUGCAGACACGCAGGAAACCAUGAUGGACCACGCCUUGCGUACCAUCUCCUACAUCGCCGACAUUGGGAACAUUGUGGUGCUGAUGGCCAGACGCCGCAUGCCCCGGUCAGCCUCUCAGGACUGCAUCGAGACCACACCCGGGGCCCAGGAAGGCAAGAAGCAGUAUAAGAUGAUCUGCCAUGUGUUCGAAUCAGAGGAUGCCCAGCUCAUCGCCCAGUCCAUCGGCCAGGCCUUCAGCGUGGCCUACCAGGAGUUCCUGCGAGCCAAUGGCAUCAACCCCGAAGACCUGAGCCAGAAGGAGUACAGCGAUAUCAUCAACACCCAGGAGAUGUACAACGACGACCUCAUCCACUUCUCCAACUCGGAGAACUGCAAGGAGCUGCAGCUGGAGAAGCACAAGGGCGAGAUCCUGGGCGUGGUGGUGGUGGAGUCAGGCUGGGGCUCCAUCCUGCCCACGGUGAUCCUGGCCAACAUGAUGAAUGGCGGCCCGGCCGCCCGCUCAGGGAAGCUGAGCAUCGGGGACCAGAUCAUGUCCAUCAAUGGCACCAGCCUGGUGGGGCUGCCGCUCGCCACCUGCCAAGGCAUCAUCAAGGGCCUGAAGAACCAGACACAGGUGAAGCUCAACAUCGUCAGCUGUCCUCCGGUCACCACGGUCCUCAUCAAGCGGCCAGACCUCAAGUACCAGCUGGGCUUCAGUGUGCAGAAUGGCAUUAUUUGCAGCCUCAUGAGAGGGGGCAUUGCCGAGCGAGGGGGCGUCCGCGUUGGCCACCGCAUCAUCGAGAUCAACGGGCAGAGCGUGGUGGCCACAGCCCACGAGAAGAUAGUCCAAGCUCUGUCCAACUCGGUCGGAGAGAUCCACAUGAAGACCAUGCCCGCCGCCAUGUUCAGGCUCCUCACGGGCCAGGAGACCCCGCUGUACAUCUAGGCCCCCCCAGCCUGGCCACGCAGCCUGGACACCGGGCAGGGCCACCCGGGCCCGGAGGAGCUGGGAGCCGGGCCGCAGAUUUGACCCCGACGCCACAGCCCAGCCACGGACACUGGCUCCCCAAAGGGCGUGCCCUCACCGCCCACUUGGUUUCUUUUCUUUGUUUUCAUUUUGCCAAAAAGGGGUGUGUCUUGAUCAAAGGAGAGUCACAGAACAAAUGUUUGUAAAGCGUUCAAGUAUUUUGCCACGUUCUGGACUGUCUUCUCCCUGCACCAGCCAGGGUGUGUCUCGCUAGCCGUGCGUGGUGUGACCAGCCAGGGUGUGUCUCGCUAGCCGUGCGUGGUGUGACCAGCCAGGGUGUGUCUCGGUAGCUGUGCGUGGUGUGACCAGCCAGGGUGUGUCUCGCUAGCCGUGCGUGGUGUGACCAGCCAGGGUGUGUCUCGGUAGCCGUGCGUGGUGUGGAAUGUAUGUCUUUCCUCCCUGAAGCUGUGCGGAGUGAACUGGGGCCUCCAAGAGAGGCGGCUCCCAGGGCAGGGCAGCCAUCAACCCUGCCUCCCGCCCUCUUGGCCGGGAUGUCUGGGGUCCUGUGGGGCCCCCGCAGUGGUCCCAAACAGCUGCCUCUGCCACUGACGGCAGGGACACAGGCAGCCCGGCUCCCAGGACAUGACUUGUAAUGCAAGUUUGGGGACAUGUGAUGGAUUGUAAAUAAAGGAUGAUGGCCACAACACGAAAACUCCCUAUUUAUUUAGAUACUAUUACUGUUUGGACUUUUAUUUUGGCAGGCUGUUUUUCAGACUUGAGGGUUUUCCAGUGUGACCCAUGACCACACCUGCCUCUCCUGUAGUCUCUCCCGGAAGCCCUCCCAGCCGGCUGCAUCCCCGGGCAGGGCUCCCACAGAGACAGGGAGGGCGCAGGCAUCUGCCCCCGCUUUAAAGUCGAUCUACACACACUCCUCCAGGCACGUGCGCCUUCGAGGAAACAAAACCCAGGCUAGACAACGCGACCUCGGCCACGCCGAAGGCAGCCAGCCGUGAGUGCAGACCCCUCGGCCAGCGUGGCACGGCAGCCCUGAGCAGUAGUGGUGUGUGUGUAGAUCAAGUCAGAUCUAGUCCAGCUCAGUUCAUUAGCGAUCCAUGUAAUCUGAUGUCAUCUUGUCCCAAAGUCUCUUUUUUUGGCCCAGGCCUUGAAGAAUACACUGUGACUUAAGAAGCCUUACCACGCAGUAACUACAGCUUUAGGAUGAUUGUAUUCGAGGAGUGCCGUGUGUUGCAUGCAGCUGCCCGUAGGAAGACUUUGCGCAUAUCACUAAUAAACCCGAAGUCGUGA
This is a messenger RNA of Macaca mulatta (Rhesus monkey), 4034 nucleotides long. NCBI's taxonomy places the organism in Eukaryota, Metazoa, Chordata, Mammalia, Primates, Cercopithecidae. The record is from RefSeq and is a predicted model, not a curated record.